GUUCCGUGGAACGCGGAAGUGACGCGCUCCCUUGCUGUCAAGCGUUCCAGCGUGGGCGGUUUCCUCCCGGUGCGAUCCCCGGCCAUGGCUGGUCUGAGGCCCCGGGAGAAGGCGGGCUGCCGGCAGUUACUGGAGCAGCUGGACACCGCCGACCUGGUGUCUCUGACCGAGACGGUCACCAACCGAAUGAUCCAGGUGUUCGGCAGGGAAGGUGCGCUGGGGUCCGAGCAGUUAUAGGGGGGCUGGGCUUUACCACCAAUUCCCCCCAUAGUGUUUACACAGCAAAGCAUCACGGGAAACGUAGUUCACAACAGCUGGAGUGGUAAAAGAUUGCCUCUUAAAGUGUACUUAUAAAUCAAUGACAAAACAGGAAUCCCUUGUUGUUGUUUUUUUUUUUUUUUGGUACAAAUGUAUUUAAGCUUUAGGACAUAUUCAAAUACCACCAUGCUUUCAGAGCUGAAAGGGAUAUAUAUUAAAUUGUAUGCUUUAAAAAAAAACAAAAAAAUGUUGGUCAGUGCAAGCAUCAUAUCAUCAAUAGAGAGAACUAUUAAAAAAAGGUACAUGUCUGAAUACAAAUUCAGCAAUGAGGUGAAGAGCAAAAUGCUUCUAAAAUUUAAAAUUUUAAGUAAACUUGCGGUUGUUGGAGGGUUAUCAUAAGCUGUAGAGUGUAACCUGGUGUUCUGAGGUACAAUCUAAAUUUUAAUUUUAAAGGCUGGAUUUCGAUGGAUUUGCAGUUUUUAAGAAUUUCUCUAUUGCUGUGUUCCCAAGGAAAUAAAAGGUACAAGUCAGAAUGGAUCCUCCAACAUUACGCUCAUGCUAAUUGGUUGUAUUUUAAAAGGACACUAAAGUCACCAAAACAAUGUUAUCUUAAUGAAGCGUGUAGAUCAAGCCCCAGCAGUUAAGCUGCCAACCAGCAGCUUCAAGGGGGAAGUGAAGUACCGGUACUUCCAUAUAGAAGAACUGGAUUUUACUUCCCUAUGAGAAGAAUUCUAUUGGGUAACCGCUGAGUUUUAUUGGAGCAGUUGCAUCAAUUGCCACUCAUGUGGCAGUUUUAUAUGGUCAGGAAGGAGAGGCUGUUAUCCCUGAUGGUUUCCCCAAAGAGGAACAGUGAUAAGAUAAAAAGAUAAGUAAUUUUAUUUUCAUAGUGGGACAAUAUUAGGGAUAUAUAGGCCACCAGACCACUUCAUCUUAUUGAAGUGGCCUGGGUGCACGGUCCCUAUCCCGUAAAACAUUGCAGUUUUAAGAAAUUGCAAUGUUUAUAUACUGCAGGGCUGUAGUGGCUGUCUCCCAGACACGAGGACGUCCACAGUCUUCAAAUCCCCUAUAGGGAAGCAUUGAUUCAAUGCUUUCCUAUGGGAAGGCCUGUGCAUGUGCAUUAGGUUCUCCAUCAGCGAUGACGUCUCUGCCAGCAGAGAGAGACCUAGGCGCUGAAAUAAGGUGAGCGUAAAAAAGUGUUUUUAACCUUUUAUUUACUCGGAAGUGGGGCUGGAGAGCAUCACUUUAGUUUUAGAAAUGCAGCUUUCGUUCUUUUAACCCCUUAAGGACCAAACUUCUGGAAUAAAAGGGAAUCAUGACAUGUCACACAUGUCAUGUGUCCUUAAGGGGUUAAAGGAGUACUCCAAAUGUUAAAAUGGAAUAAUAAAACACAAAUGUGUCUUCUAGGCUGGUGUCACUUUUAAAUAAUUUAUACAAAGGUGACAUCAUCUAGCUUUUCAUUCUAAGAACCAUGUUGGGAUCUUGCCAGAACAAUAAUAAAUGAUUCACAUUGGGUGUGAUAUUAACAUUUAUUUAUGUUUUGUUUUUUACUUUUCUAGAAGCCCUCGAUGCAAUACUUGUAUACAGCGCAAGUGCCACAGAGCUCCUGAAACGAAGGAAGGUUCACCGUGAUAUCAUUUUUAAAUAUCUUGCUACACAACAGAUUUCUGUGCUUCCAUCAAGUGAUAAGAAUCAACUUAUCCAGCAUGCUAUAGAGUAUUGGAAAGACCCAGUGAAAAAUCCCAAAUUGUCUUCCAAACCUCAGGUCAGUAGUCCUAACUAAGCAAAGCAAUGUAACUCCACCUCUGGCAGAUUGUCAUUUGGCCAUUAUUAGCCAGCCUGAAAUAGUAGUUUUGGGUCGCUAAUGGUAAUUUUAUGCAUAUUGGAUGUCUUACAUUAGAACAUGCUGCAUGCUAGCAUGGUCCCACCUUUCCAUGCCAUUCAUGGUUGAAGUAACCCUGGCCUCUCUACAAAUUAGUGAACUUUUUACUAGGCUGUUUACAUGUAGAUGGCAAUGAUAAGAUGAGAAUGCUGGUUACAGGCUAGUUGUCAGUAUGCAGUAAUAUAUAGAUAUUAAGACUAUUGUGUUGUGUGUGUUUUUUUUUUUGUUUUUUUUACUUAUUAAAUGUUCUACAGAAUUGAAUUUUUUUUUUUCAAAGUUAUAAUUUUAAAAACAAUUCUAUGUUUACAGGCAAAGACAGAAGACAAAUCACACCUUGGGUCACUUGACUGUCAGUUGCUUGGAGAGCAAUUCUGCAAAUGGUUCUAUCAACUUCUUAACUCUCAGAACCCAAUGCUAGGACAUGAGAAGGGUGAUUGGGGACCUCAGCACUUCUGGGAGAAUGCGGUCUUGAAGUUUUCUUACAGCACAACAGAGGAAAACAUGGAAGAGUACAAUGGAGCCCAAAUGACUAGUCUUCGUCUGCUUGCUCUCACACGAGAGGAAAGGCUAGUUUUUAAUCCUAAUGUAGAUUCCAAAGGGUUAAAAUGUGUGACAUCCCCUCAUGGACUAGUUGUUGUUGCAGUUGCUGGGACAAUUCAUAGAAACAAUUUAUGGCUUGGAAUAUUUGAACAAAUAUUUGGGCUCAUUCGCUGUCCAAUAGGUGAAAAUUGGAAAAUCCGGUUUGUUAAUCUUAAAGUUUUUGGACAGAACACCACUGGCUCUGUGGACUCUCCUCCCAUGCCUUCAAUUCAAUACAAAACAAACGAAUUAGAAGUUUUUUACAGUUAAAACCUAUUUUAUCACAGUGUCCUCUAAAUACCAUAUGAUCAUUUCCCAUGAAUGCUUUAUACUCCUUAAACACAUUUCUUACAGGAGAAAAGAAACGUUGUAAUUAGUAAUUUUAAUUUAGAAAAGAAUAUUGACAAGAAUGUCUGUCUUUUUGAUUUCUUUGAUAAAUCAUUUUGAUGACCUUCACAGGGUGGAUAUGUAUAUUAAAGAUAACCUUUAAAAACAAAUGCAUUGUUAAGUUUCAUACAUGUCAUGGGACCUGCUGCAUUUAUAUAUAAAAAUACACACUAAUCGCAUGUUUUAUGUAAAGAAAACUUGUUUAAGAGUUUCAACAAAGGGGGAAAUAUUUGUUUUUAUUACCUUUUUCAUUGUUGGUUGAAUGCUGUUCACAUUGGUUGCUGUAUACAUCUGGCUUGCAAAGUUGAAAAACAUCUGGUUACUUCAUGAAGCAGAUUGUGCCCUUGCAGACUCACUAGUCAAUUAUCAGCCGGUUAGGAAUUCAAUCACUUGUUUCUAUUUAUGCUGGCCUAGCCACACCUCCCUUGGCUGUAACUGACAAAGCCUGCAUGGAAAAAAAAGUUUCGUUUUCAAGUAGAUGUUAACUUGCUUUAAACAUUUUCUCCUGCUCUGUAAAUUAAACUUUAAUCACACACGGGGCUGCUGCAGGAUUUACUAGGUUAUAAACCCACCAUGAGAUAAGAAACUCAUAAUUAAACAGUGUGCAAUAAAGGAAGUUUAAAUAUUAGAUCUCUCUCUUUACAGGAAGUGUUUAGGAAGACUGUGUGAGUGACAUGCAGGGUUAAGCUUGCAUAAACAAUGAUUUAAAGGACCACUAUAGGCACCCAGACCACUUAAGCUUAAUGAAGUGUUCUGGGUGCCAGGUCCAGCUAGGUUUAACCCUUUUUUCUAUAAACAUAGCAGUUUCAGAGAAACUGUUAUGUUAAUAAUAGGGUUAAUCCAGCCUCUAGUGGCUGUCUCAUUGACAGCUGCUAGAGGCGCUUCCGUGCUUCUCACUGUGAUUUUUACAGUGAAAAGACGCCAGCGUCCAUAGGAAAGCAUGGUGAAUGCUUUCCUAUGGACUGGCUGAAUGCGCAU
Pelobates cultripes (western spadefoot toad) is the source of this 4081-nucleotide messenger RNA. Lineage: Eukaryota; Metazoa; Chordata; Amphibia; Anura; Pelobatidae. The record is from the annotation of a GenBank genome assembly.